AAUUUUUUCUUUUUUAACAGGAGAGUUUUUUACUUCUAUAUAAAGAUAUAUUCUUUCUAUUUUAGUACAGAAUGGCACAUAGGAAACCUAAAUACAGAUACGGACUUCUUGAAACUCCAGAAACAUCCGAUUUUGGCGACGAAACAACAUUGCAAUCUUCCACAGUAUGUGACAGUACGUUCCAUAAAACAAUAGAACAAGCUGGACCUUCUAACCGAGCUAAUAUAUCACCAUUUACACCUACUACACCUAAAUGCAACUAUGUUUUUGUCGCAAAAUCAAAUUUUCAAGCUAAUUCAAGUGAUAAUUGCACACCGAAGAACAGAGUGAAGUUAUCACAUAACUUUACGGACAGGACUCUCCUUGCUUCUGAUGAAGCUUCUACUUCCAGCAAGUCAAGUACCCCAGUGUUCCAGGUACCCAGUGGUUACCCUCCAAAAAGAGUUGGAUCUUUUCCUAAUGUAGCACAAAGAACACCAAUCUUCAGGCCGAAUAGCAGGGCACCCAGUUCUUCUAAUUUGACCAAGAGCACGCCCAGGAGGUCUAUAGUUACACCUAGUGGAUAUAAAAGUACACCACGAACCACGCCACGUAGUCGUAACACUCCGAAAGUAUCAGAAACGCCAAGAAAUAAUGAUCCUUCAAUUGUGGUGACCAUUGUAGAAGGCAGGGGUCUAGCCAGAGGCGAAAUAGGAAUGGCUUCAAUUGACUUAAAAAAUCCAAUUCUGACGUUAUCCCAAUUUUCGGACUCUCAAACUUAUGUGAAAACGCUCACAAAGCUUCAGAUUUUGUCUCCGAUUGAAAUAGUUUUUCCAAGCACGAUGUGUGAUAAUGGGAGCAUGACACAAGUGUUCAAAUUUGUGAAUGAGAAUUUUCAGAGUUCUAACAUAACAACCGUACAAAGACAUUACUUUAAUGAAACAAAUGGUCUUGAUAUGAUUAAAAGAUUGGUCAUGAGGGAAAAUAGCUCUGUGGUAAUGGAUGUAACAGCUAAAUACUACUGUCUUGCAGCCAGUGCAGCAUUGAUAAAAUAUGUUGAAUUUGUUCAAAACACAAUAUACGCAUCAGAAUCAUUGAGGAUCGUAUUCAAAGGCAGCGAACAAACUACUUUAAUAGAUGCUGGUACUUCUUCUGUGUUGGAACUCGCUGUGAAUCUAAAUGACCCAAAAAGCGACCAAUCUUUAUAUGGUGUUCUGAACCACACAAAGACACAGGGAGGAUCCCGUCUUCUCCGAUGUAACGUCCUCCAACCUCCUAAUGAUGUUGAGACCAUCCAAGGGAGGCUAGAUUGCGUGGAGGAUCUUUCAAACUCUUCAGAGCUCUUCUUUGGGAUAACUGCUUUGUGUAUUAACAAUACCUUUCUUUUUUCCCACAGUCUUGUAACAGAACUCUUAUCAGAAGUGCGGACUUGUAUAGGAUGUUUAUACAACCUAUCUGAGAUUGUAUCUACACUAGAUAUGCUUAUGUCAUUUGCUCAUGUUAGAACAGUUACUGAUUGUGUUCGUCCCGAAUUUACGGACACUCUGGCAGUUAAAAGUGGUCGGCACCCUGUGUUGGAUCGUGUGCUGCCAUCUUUGGUCCCAAACAACAUAUACGCAGCUGAUGGGACCAACUUUAGCGUGAUUACGGGACCAAAUAUGAGUGGCAAGUCAACUUAUUUGAAAAUGAUAGCGUUAUUACAGGUGAUGGCACAGAUCGGAUGUUUCGUCCCAGCUGACUUUGCAUCUUUCCGCAUCUCGGAUCAAAUCUUCUCGAGGAUCGGAAGUGAUGACGACAUGGAGACGAACUCUUCUACGUUUGUGCUCGAGAUGAAAGAGAUAAACUACAUCUUACAAAACUGCGAAGGCAACAGUUUAAUUCUAAUCGAUGAAUUAGGCCGCGGUACAUCAACUGAAGAAGGAAUUGGACUAUGUUGGGCUAUUUCAGAAUUCCUGCUAGUUCAAAAGUCUUUCACAUUUUUUGCAACUCAUUUUCUUGAGUUGUGUCGUUUGGAGACAAUUUACCCCAACGUGGAAAAUUAUCAUAUGCAGAUACAACACAUAGUAUCUGCGAAAGGCAGUUUACGAAAAGUAAGUUACACUUAUGUUUUGUCAAAAGGACACACAGAAGAAAAACAUUACGGUCUACAGUUAGCUGAAUUGUUCAAUUUUCCAUCCUCUGUGAUGUCACAAGCGCGGGAAAUAGCAGCCAGUAUGCAAGAGACUUCAGAUACGGCUGAUAUUGUUACAACUGCUGAGAGGAAAAAGGACAACGCUGACUACAGAUUUGCCACAAAAUUACUUCAAGUCUCUAGAAGUUCUAAGUUAAGCAGUGAAGCUUUAAAAGAAUAUCUGAAAAGGUUACGAGAAGAGUAUGAAAAAGAAAUUAGUAUAAAUAUAACAUCGCCUAAUCCUGAUAAUGAAACUGGUAAAACACCGCCAGAAGAUCAACCGCUUGCCCCCGUCUCUUCCCUGUUUGAGAAGAGCAACUCUGCUUACCAGAUGGUGCCAGAGAGCGGUAUUUCAGUUUGAAUUUUUGUUUGUUUUUUAAUUUUUAUUUUCUUUUUUUUAACAAAGUUUAUUCCAGUUUGACCCAUUUUUGUUUGUUUUUUAUAAAACAAGGUUUUUAAACAUUUUUCUAUGAUUUUACAAGUACUUAACUUUUUUCUAUAGUUUUCUACUAUUUGUUAGUUUUUAAGCAGUUUUUUAAUAGAUUUUACUUUAAUUUUAUGGUAAAAACAGACAUUUUAAGCCUAGUUUAAAACGCUGUGAAAAUCUAACUUUUUUUCUUUUUGUUGGCUAUUUUUACACGCAGUUUUUCUUUGUCAGUUCUUAUAAAGUUUCAGAUGAAAAUACAGUUUUAUAUGAGU
Messenger RNA from Ciona intestinalis (vase tunicate), 2848 nucleotides. The record is from RefSeq and is a predicted model, not a curated record. Lineage: Eukaryota; Metazoa; Chordata; Ascidiacea; Phlebobranchia; Cionidae.